Molecule: messenger RNA, 1756 nt
Organism: Neolamprologus brichardi
Lineage: Eukaryota; Metazoa; Chordata; Actinopteri; Cichliformes; Cichlidae
Source: RefSeq, a predicted model, not a curated record
AUGAAGUUAAAGGAGUUUUCACCUGCCAUCGCUGCUGAUGACUCUGAUGAUGAAACCUACCUGUUCCAGUGCUCCUGUGCAGGUCUGUACCAGUGCAGUGUGACCGGCCUGGUGUUUUUAAUGAAGGCAGAAGGAGACGUGGUUUACAGGACUGUCCCCUGGAACAGGAAGCUGCUGACCCAACACCACAAGAAGCCUGCAGGACCCCUGUUUGACAUUAAAUGUCAGCAGCAGUCUGUGUGUCAGCUUUGUCUCCCACACUGUGAGCUCAUCUCCACAGGUGGAGGUCAGUUCUUGCAGGUCGCUCAUGUGAAUGAUGAGGGCAUCGAGUUUAUUACCCCUCAGCAGAUAACAGAAAGUCACGUUGUUAUAAACAUCACAGGGUUUUCUGGUUACGGUAAUGUCAAGGAUGAAGACUCUCCUCCUGACCCAGUCCAAGCUUUGGUUCUGCUCUUCUACAAACCCCCAGUUGAUCCUGAUCUCAGCUCUCAGCUCAGUGUAUUGUUGCUUCCAAGGAACGUCGUGAUCCGUGACGUACAGCGCACCAGGAGGAAACUAAUUGGAGAUGAGAGGUACAUAGACACUUCUCCUCACUGCAAACUGCAUCCAAAGCAGGUUUACACUCUGUCCACUGUUCCUGAGGAUGAUUUGAUUACAGUUGAACCAAAAGAAGCUGAUUUUGAUGAUGAGUACUACGACAGCUACUUUACGUCAUUCCUUGUGUCUUUAAGAAGAAUCCUCACAGAUGUUAACCUCAGUCUGAAAGAGAAGAGCAGCUCCACCUGUGUUUGGGAAAGAAAAUUGUGUAUUUUCUCCCCUACAGUGGGAACUUUGAAUCAUCCUCCUUCUGAGAGGCUGUUAAACACACGAAGCUGCUUCAUUGAAGGGAUAUCAGAACCUAAUCUCAACAGCCUGAUCGACAAACUGCUGGAGAAAAAGGCGAUAACUGAUGCAGAGAGGGAGGCAGCAGAUGCGAAGCAAAACAAAAGGGAAAAGGCUCGUUUUGUUAUCGACACUGUGAGGAAUAAAGGUGAUGCUGCCAGUUCAGAGUUUAAGUUUCUCCAUGAGCUUGACAAAAUCUUUUGCGGGCAUCUCGGUUUAAACUGAAUGGGUAUUCUAUGACUUUGUUUUUGCAGAAGUCGUGUGGAGAAAGUGAAGCAAUUACCUGCAUGUUUGCGUAUAUAUAGGGUCAGCAGGGAAAGGGCUGGGAAAAAUCCAAAAACAGUAUGUUGGUCUUAAAAGUAUCUGAUAAAACACUUUAAAUAUAUACUGUCAGUCAAAAGUUUUGACCGUCUCAUUUAAUGGUUUUUCUUUAGUUUUACUACUUUCUACAUUGUGGGUACAAACUGAAGACAUCAGAUAUUUUUACGCAAAAUAUACAGAAUCAUGUAGCAAAGAAAAUAAUUCUCUAAAUGUGUCUAAUAUUUCAGAUUCCUGAAAGUAGCCACCUUUUGCUUGGUUGAUACUGCUGCAAACCCUUGGCCUUCUUUCUAUGAGCUUCAUAAUGUAGUCACCUAAAAUGGUUUCACUUCACAGGUGCCUUGUCAGGAUUCGUUUGUGGAACUUGGCUUCUUAACAGGGUUGGGAUCAUCAGUUGUGUUGUGCAGAAGUCAGAUUGGUACAUGGCUGACAUUCCCAUUUGACAACCAUUAGCUGAUGGUUCUUGUCAUGAUAUGAAUUCUAAGUAAAGAGAAACCACUACUAAGGAAAAGCAACAAGCAGAAGAGAUUUAUUGGUCCAAGAAACACAAGGAAUG